AUGCUGUCGGCCCAAGGACGUCGAUUCUCUCGUUGUGCUCCGUCUCCACGACCAAGAAAUCGAAAUUUAACGAACAUGCCUCCACCGGCAGCAGUACAUAUCCGGACGAAUGAUAUGAUAAGUCCAGAAGAGAGAAGAUUCCUGGAAGCAGCAGAACUCGGAAACAAGCCCACUCUUCAAGAGUUUCUGGAUUAUCAUGAUGGUGAACGUCGUCUAAAUGUGAAUUGUCUGGAUUCAAUGGGUCGAACUGCCUUGGAAAUCGCAGUUGAUAAUGAGAAUAUGGAAGUCGUGGAAUUGCUUCUUCAACAACCAGAUAUCCGAAUAGGAAAUGCAUUAUUGUGUGCGAUCCGAGAAGGUAAAACUAGAAAUCUUUACCCUCCAAAGAAAAUUCUCAUUUCAGGAGUGUAUCGACUGGUCGAAGUUCUUGUGAACCAUCCGAACAUCACAAAGGAAAUGCUUGGAGAGGGUUGGACGCAAGCUCUAGAUCCUUCAGAGGCAGCAAGUGCCGAGUAUUCCAGUGAUAUUUCUCCGGUUAUUCUGGCUGCUCAACUCAACCAAUUCGAAAUUUUGCAAAUGUUGAUAAGGAAAGAUGCCAAAAUUGAUCCUCCGCAUAACCAUACCUGUAUCUGUGAGACCUGUGAUCGUGAGCGUCUGAAUGAUUCUCUACAGUACUCUCUUAAACGGAUAAAUACAUAUCGAGCACUUGCAAGUCCUGCCUAUAUGUCUCUUACCAGUUCGGAUCCUAUAAACGAAGCAUUUAAACUUUCUUGGGCUCUCCAAAGAUUGGCAUUCGAGGAGCAUGAAUUCAAAGAGACAUACCUUCAGCUCUCGGAGCAAUGUAAACAAUAUUCCUGUGAUCUGCUGAGCCAGUGUCGGAGUUCUGAAGAAGUGAUUGCAAUUUUAAAUAAGGAGAAUGAUAACAAUGAUAAUAUCGAUUUAUGGGCAAGCAAACUAUCUCUUGCCAGACUGAAACUGGCAAUCAAAUAUGAACAGAAAGCUUUUGUUUCACACCCCCAUUGCCAACAAUUGCUCACAUCAAUUUGGUACGAAGGGAUUCCAUAUCGUCAACAGAGUGGAACAUGGGCCAGCUUCUUUCUCUACGCAUUCUUAUUAGCCUUCUGGCCCGUUUUCUGUCUUCUGUAUAUUUUAAUGCCAAGAAGUCGUUUAGGAAAACUAGUCCGAUCGCCCUUCAUGAAAUUUUUCUAUUAUUCAAUUUCUUUUGCAACAUUUCUGGGAUUAUUAACAUGGGCAACGUUUGAAGAUUAUCGAUAUGAGAAAGGAGAAAGAGGUGGUGUAACGCGAGCAUCAGACAGAGGACCACCUGCAACAUGGGUGGAAUCUCUAGUUUUCACAUGGGUCAUUGGAAUGUUAUGGUCAGAAAUCAAGCAAUUAUGGGAAGAAGGAUUCAAGAGAUACAUGAGACAAUGGUGGAAUUGGCUUGAUUUCCUCAUGAUCUGUCUCUAUUUGUGCACAAUUUCCAUUAGAUUAAGCGCGUACUACAUUUUCACAUAUCGCGAAGAUCCAUAUCGAUAUACGGUUCGAACUCAUUGGCAAUCGGAAGAACCGAUGCUGGUGGCUGAAGCCUUGUUUGCUGUUGGAAACGUCUUCUCAUUUGCUAGAAUCAUUUAUCUCUUUCAGACGAAUCCUUACUUGGGACCACUUCAGAUCUCCCUCGGAUGUAUGCUUGUGGAUGUUGCGAAAUUCUGUUUCAUUUUUGUCCUUAUCAUCAGCUCCUUCUCAAUUGGACUGGCUCAACUUUACUGGUACUAUGAUCCGAAUACGGAUGUCUGCGUACCCGGUUCCACGUGUAGAUCAAGUACAAAUGUGUUUUCUUCGAUUGCUGAUUCUUAUUUGACACUUCUUUGGUCCUUGUUCUCUAUCACCAAACCAGAAGACACUGAUGUCAUUGAAAAUCAUAAAAUCACGCAGUGGGUUGGUCAAGGAAUGUUCAUUAUGUACCACUGCACUUCAAUCAUUGUACUUCUGAAUAUGUUAAUUGCCAUGAUGUCUCAUUCUUUCCAAAUUAUCAAUGAUCAUGCCGAUCUGGAGUGGAAAUUCCAUCGAACUAAACUCUGGAUGGCUCAUUUCGAUGAAGGGUCCAGUCUUCCACCUCCAUUCAACAUCAUUAUCACACCGAAAUCUCUUAUCAAUUUCGUGAAUUGCCUUCUGAAUACAGUAAGAUGGCUGUUAGGGAAAUACACGUAUCAGAAGAAUCGGAAUCGAGCAACGAUUCGGAGUAAGAAAGCAUUUCAGCGCCCUGGCUACUCUCGAAAAAGGAAUGAAAUGGAAAAAUCUGGAGGUCAAGAUGAUGAUUCUGGAAAGGCACCGUUGACAUAUGCAAGUAUAAUUCAACGACUUGUGGCAAGAUUCAUACAUCAAACAAAGAAAGAAAUGAAAAUGGAUGGAGUUAAUGAAGAUGAUCUUCAUGAAAUCAAACAGGACAUUAGUAGUUUAAGAUAUGAACUCCGAGACGAUCGUCGAAGAGAAAUCGUGCGCAGUUCGUCUCAUAUUGACGCUGUUAAACGGGACAUAAUGCGCACAAUGAGCACGAAUUCGAGAGCAAGAGUAUACGGUGGAAGUAUGAGAUUACCAAAGACUCGACCAUCAGUGGCAGAAGAAUCAGAAGAAGAAGAUAAAUCAGAUGAGACAAGUUCCAGCGAUGAAGAGGCUGAUGAGACGAGGUCGCGUAAAUCAUCAGUUCUGUAUACUCCUCCUGUGAAUUCAACGCUUCCGGGAAUCAUUAGCGAAGAGGCUCCAGUAAGAAAACAUCCGAAGAGAAGAGCCAGUGAAGCCGAUUCAAAACUACCUGAUAGACCUUUAUCUGAGACUUUCACAUCUUCAUUCGCGGUGAGAAAUUUUAGUCCGAAUUGUUUAAAGUAUGAAUUUCAGCCAAAACUGCUGCCAGUUUUCGCUCAACCACCUCAUAGUGCACUUCGAAAAACAGAUACAUCAAUGAGUUUUCCCAUAAAUGGAACUUCUUUAGAAGCAUCGAUUGUCAAACCACCCAGAGGAGUUUUAAGAGCAUCACAAGAAAAUCUGAAUACAGUGGAGUUGAUGGAAAUGUUGAGGAAAGAAAUGAACGAGAAGUUUGACCGACUGAUCAGUGGAAUGGUGGAAGUAAAGAGUCCUGCUUCCCAAAGUCAUGUGGAGUUUAGUGUCGACAAAUGA
Molecule: messenger RNA, 3168 nt
Organism: Caenorhabditis briggsae
Lineage: Eukaryota; Metazoa; Nematoda; Chromadorea; Rhabditida; Rhabditidae
Gene: Cbr-trp-1
Product: Protein CBR-TRP-1
Exons: 13
Coding region: 1-3168 (1055 amino acids)
Biological process (GO): manganese ion transport; regulation of cytosolic calcium ion concentration; calcium ion transmembrane transport
Cellular component (GO): membrane; cation channel complex
Molecular function (GO): protein binding; inositol 1,4,5 trisphosphate binding; store-operated calcium channel activity
Source: RefSeq, a predicted model, not a curated record